Rotaria sordida is the source of this 588-nucleotide messenger RNA. The record is from the annotation of a GenBank genome assembly. Lineage: Eukaryota; Metazoa; Rotifera; Eurotatoria; Philodinida; Philodinidae.
AUGGCAGAAGAACGAAAGCAAAAUUCAACUUUCGAUGAAAUCGAUAAAUUACUUGCCGAUGAAGAAUUUUGUCGAGCAGUAGAAGCAUUGAAUGACGAUGCAGACAUUACUGUUCACUCAUCAACACAGACGACACCGGAUCCUUUAAAUACUGCUUUUAUUGAGGAGACCAACCUCAAUGAACAUCAACAAAGUAAUUUAUCUCAACAACAAAGUAGUUUAUCUCAACAACAAAGUAAUUUAUCCGAACAACAAAGUAGUUUAUCUGAACAACAAAAGAGUUUACCUCAACAACAAAGCCAAACUAUAAAUGAUGCAUCAGCCAUCCUUCGUGAGUUGGCAGAGAUAACGACUGAACAUGAACAUGAACGGAUCGAUCAACCUUUACCAACAACAACAGCAGCAGGAAACUUGGUCGAAAUAGUUGAUCUAUCACCAUCAACAUCUCGUACGAUCGAUCUACGUACACCGACACCAACAACAAUCGAUCUUUCUACACCUGCACCAAUUACGAUCGAUUUAGAUUCACCUCAAAUACCAUCCAAUACUAACACUACGGACUCACCACUUCAUUUAAGUCCAAAAUAA